AUGGCUCAUAUAACUGCAUAUUUUGCAGCCCGAGAUUACACAAAACCUGCGAUUGAUCUUCGUAUUGCUGAAUUAUUAAAACGAAGAGUUGGUCUAGAUUCUCUACCCACAGAAUCUCUAAAAGAGCGUCUUGCAAAAUUUAAAGAACAGCGACAAGCUAGACAAUUAUUGUUAAAAGCAACACACCGGCAACUCCUGGAAGUGGUAGCUUUUAUUCUGAAUGUAGAUUCUGACAUUUUAGAGGAAGGGAUUAUUGACAAAGAUGAAUACAUUAAUACUUUUGACAGUUUUCUUGCAAAAGAUGGAAAACGUGCAAUCCUUAUACAUUUCCAGCCUAUGAAACCACCACCAUAUGAAUCAGGAAGGUGGAGUUCACAUUAUGAAGACACUGAUAAAACAAUACGUUGCUGUGUCACUGAUGGUUCCACCGAGGUGUUUUCUGGCAAAUGUGUUAUAGUUUACAGAUUAAAAUCAGAUGUUGAGUUUGAGACUAAGCAGAUUCUUGAUGACACAUAUUAUGCAUAUGCUGAGGUGGAGCCUAUAUCUCAGAGUGCACUAGCAGCUAUAUCAGAGUUAAUUUUGAGAGUAAAUUUGCCAGCAAUAACUGCCAACACACUAUGGGGCGAAUUAUCAAAAAAUGAAGCUGGUGAUAAAGUGAAGAAUAAUUUUAUCUGUGAUUUUAGAGAUUUCUGUGAAUUUUUAAGCAGUAAGAUAUCCAAAUUGAUAGCUAUAAAAUAUCAUAUUUAA
Molecule: messenger RNA, 747 nt
Organism: Dufourea novaeangliae
Lineage: Eukaryota; Metazoa; Arthropoda; Insecta; Hymenoptera; Halictidae
Product: dynein heavy chain 8, axonemal-like
Exons: 4
Coding region: 1-747 (248 amino acids)
Source: RefSeq, a predicted model, not a curated record